Fusarium verticillioides 7600 is the source of this 2725-nucleotide messenger RNA. Its product is annotated as glutathione S-transferase. The coding region runs from base 119 to 754 and encodes 211 amino acids. The transcript has 4 exons. NCBI's taxonomy places the organism in Eukaryota, Fungi, Ascomycota, Sordariomycetes, Hypocreales, Nectriaceae. The record is from RefSeq and is a predicted model, not a curated record.
AAAGUGAACCCCUCACUAUGCCGUAGCUCUACAGAUGUAGUAUUUGUAACCUCAUAUCAUCAUAUAAAGUGCCAUUCCCCUCAAUCAACCUCAUUCUCAUAUCUACACCCUCAAAUUAAUGACAUCGCGCAUCACCCAAUUGGGAAAACAACUCUUCACAAUGGCUCAAAAGACCAAGACCGACAUCACCCUCUACACCACCAACACGCCCAAUGGUAUCAAACCCUCGAUCCUGCUCGAGGAACUCAACCUCGAGUACAAGGUGUAUCCUAUCAAGAUGACCGAGAAUGAGCAGAAGGAGGAGUGGUUCCUCAAGAUCAACCCCAACGGUCGCAUCCCUGCUCUCACUGAUACUCUCGACGGCAAGCAGAUCCGCGUUUUUGAGAGUGGUGCUAUGCUGCAGUACCUCGUUGAUCGCUACGAUAAAGAUCACAAGCUUUCGUUCCCUCACGGGUCUGCUGAGCAUUGGGAGAUGACCAGCUGGCUCAUGUGGCAGAUGGGUGGCCUCGGACCCAUGCAGGGUCAAGCCAACCACUUCAAGCGCUACGCUCCCGAGAAAAUCGAGUACGGCAUCAACCGCUACACUAACGAGACACGCCGUCUCUACCGCACUCUCGACACUCACCUCGCCCAGACAGAAUCCGGCUACAUCGUCGGCGACAAGGUGACCAUUGCCGAUAUUUCCAUCUGGGGCUGGGUCUCCAGCGCAAGUAAGUCUUCCCUCUCCUCAUGCGUCACCACCACCGUUUCCUGACGCCCAAUAGAAUGGGCUGGUGUUGAUCUCUCCGAGUUCCCCAACCUCGAGAAGUGGCUCUACAAGCUCCUCGAGCGUCCUGGUUUCGAAGCCGGCCGUCAUGUUCCUACGCGCCACACCGCGUUCGAGCUGGCCAAGCUGAGUGAGGAGGAACUUGAGGCCAAGGCUAGUGCGUCCAAGGCUUGGGUCCAGGCUGGUAUGAAGGACGAUGCGAAGAAAUAAAUAAUGACAGCAUAAAUGAAGCGUAAUACAUUCUGUUUUGACCAUGUCUCGAAUUACUUGUAGCUGUCUUACUUCUUCACAACAGCCAGCUGGCUUCGAACUGGCACGUUCUCCUCCCUGCCAACCUCGGGGAAUCCCUCAACCUUGACGCCCUUGCGGAAGAUAACACAAUGCGUCGAGCCUCCAAAAUGGAACAUGCCCGUCUCCUGUCCCUUCUUGACGUGCUGUCCCUCCUUUACAGUGAUCUCACAUGUACUAACCUCAUCCAUGCCAAUACCAACGAACGCAAUGAGUCCAAUUGCCGGCUCAUCAGCCUCAAUCAGAAUGAUAGCCCUCGUCGCCAAUGCGCUCAGAUAUCCCUGACUCUGCGAUAAUCCCGCUGACGAGAUCUCCGUCGAUCCAGGCUCGCCUACACCUUCGAAUAGAGGCUCGCUGAAAUACGUACCGUCUUGGACAAAGGCACGUACUACCUUACCCGAUACGGGAGUGUGCCAGCGGUGAUAGGAGAGAGCGGACAGGAAGGCUUGAUAGAUGGUUCCGCCGGCGAACUUCUCAGCGAGAGGAUCAUGAGCCAGCAUAUCGAGGAUAGAGUAAGGCUGGCCCUUGGCAAAGAAACGGUCGCGGAGUUUCACGUCGCGUUCGAUGUUAUAGACGCGUGAUUCGCAGCAGUUGGCGAUGACGAGGUCGUCAUCUGGUGAAGCAACGGGACGAGCGCUGUCGCGAACCUUGCGAGUGAAGAAGUCUACCAAUUGUGAGCUAUGGUUCAUAGUGGCGAAGCGGUUGACUUACCAUCCCAGGACUUGAAGCCGUAGUAUUUGGCUGAGGGAUCACACUCAAAAACCUCCUCAAACUUAAAGUUCGUCUUAUUGGGCUUGUUGGCGACCUCGACGAGGUCAUUCAGGCCUACUGGGCCAAACCAACCUUGCUUGUGAUCUCCCAGGACCUUGGCAGAUUCAGGCGUCUAUCUAUCGUCAGUAUUACUCUCAUGAUAGCUCAUAUAGAGCAACAUACCAUAAGAAACUUGCCCCAGUGGUUGAGAACUUUCUUCAGCAUCCGAUUCACAUCAGGGUCGAGAAACGCCGCAUAACCACUAUCUCACUCAUCAGCAAUCACGCAUCACUCAUCAAUCUCAUAUCUCAAAAGGCUCACCUGGGCGUUCCCAUAGGAUAGUCAAAGAUGGCACAAAGCGGCACGCCUACCAUGCCCACGCUCUCCGCCGCAUCCGUCCACUCUGGCGCCGUGCUAAAGAUGUGAUUGAGCACCUGCAGCAUAUGCUCAUAGUCUCUUAACUGAGGUGUCCCAGUGGGGUCAUUCUCGUAGGGAUGCUUCUGGGGGAUCUCCUCAAACAUCUGGAUGAAGUACAUGUACACGCGGGGCGUCUUCUCGAUAAAGUCCUUGAACUCUUGGAGAACGGGGGUGAGCUCUUUGGGGUUCUCAUCAGCGUGUUUUGUGACGCGGCGCAUGUACUCUCUGUGCACGCGAUGGUCGGCGGGAAGCCAUGCUCCGGGUCUGCAAGUGUUAGUUCAUGCUGAGCUUGUGGUUGUGGUUGAGAGUGUAGGUCCUACUUGUGAAUCCGGUGCUUGGCGGGGAUUUUAUGAUGAUCUCCGUGCUGAUGAACCAUUGUCACUGAUGAUAUCUUAUACUGAAGCAAUUGCAAGCAUGCAAAUGAAUUCUAAAUGCCAAGAGAGGUUUCAAGAGAUCUCCCGAUCUAUAUAUAAAUUCCCCAUAAUCUACCAAGUUUCUCAAGCC